Messenger RNA from Trichosporon asahii var. asahii CBS 2479, 945 nucleotides. RefSeq lists its product as uncharacterized. Gene Ontology annotation, molecular function: zinc ion binding. Lineage: Eukaryota; Fungi; Basidiomycota; Tremellomycetes; Trichosporonales; Trichosporonaceae. The transcript is spliced from 2 exons. The coding region runs from base 1 to 945 and encodes 314 amino acids. The record is from RefSeq and is a predicted model, not a curated record.
AUGAGCCGCACGCAGGCGAACCCGAACCGGUGGUACUACGCGUGCGCUCGUGAUCGCGAGGACCCGAAGCGCUGCAAGUUCUUCAAGUGGGAGGACGAGCUCGGCGCCGCGAAAGGGGGCAAUGUGCUCGGUGGCGCGAGUCCUGCGAAAGGACAGACGCUGGGUGCCGCUCCAGGCACGCCCAGUCGGUUGAUGCGACCGACGCCCGGGUCCGCGACGCCCCGCAAGACUGGCACGACACCGAGCAGCACAAGCACUACACCGAGCAAGUCGAGUAGCCGUGCUCCGAACCAUCUCCUGCAAGCGACGCUGAACAAUGCUGCUGGGGUUGAGACGCCCAGCAAGCGACUCAGACGGUGGAACGAGCCUAAGCAGGAUCUGGUGAGCGUACCGGAUAGCGACGAGGACUCCUCGGAUAUCGACUGGGGAUCUGUGGAUGCGGAGAAAUUGGAGGAGGAGGCGCUCAGUCAGACGAACACGCCGCGAGCGAUCCGGUUCGACACGACCCCGAUGACGGAUACAAGGAAGCGCAAGCUGGACACGUUGGUGGAGGACGAACCUACACCAUCCAAGUCCCGCGUCGAGCAGCUCCGCGAUGGUGCACCGGCUUCGCCUGCCACGCCAAACCUUCCACCGACGACGCCGGGCGGUACCGCUCCGCCGCAUCCUGCUCUCGGGGCUAUGAUGACGGCGAUGGAAGACCUGAAGGAGCAUUUGGCGCGGCAGGAUCGACACGUCCGUGCUGCUCAGACGAUGAAGCAGAGUAUGCGCGAGUCAAUCCGUACGCUGCAGGAGCGCGUCAAGGAACUUGAGGGUGGCGAAGGGAGCGCGCCCGUGCUUAAGCUACAGGAGAAGGUCACGCAACUCGGAGAGGAGAACUUGAAGCUGAAAGAGCGGAUCAAGCAGCUAGAGAAGGAGGCAAGGGAGAGGGAGUCGGCUCUCUGA